AGCUAGUUGAUUAGAGAAUAAAACUACAACUGGCUUUUAAGAUUAUAAUUUAGGAAAAUGUAUAGAAAUUCUUAUCAACGUGGAAUGCUCACGGUGUUUUUUAGUGUGGGCUCAAAACCUUUAGCUAUAUGGGACGUUCACAUCCAAGAUGGCUAUGUUACUAGGUUUUUAGAUCAAGAUAUAAAGUCCAUGGUUUUAGAGAUAGGUGGAACUAAUGUAAGUACAACGUAUAUCACAUGCCCGAAGGACAACAAAGUACUAGGUAUCACUAUGCCGUUUCUAGUUAUGAUCGUGAAGAAUCUGAAGAAAUAUUUUUCGUUUGAAGUCACCAUACUUGAUGAAACCGGUACUCGAAGACGAUUUCGUGUGUCCAAUUUUCAAAGCAGCACUCAAAUAUUGCCUCUUUGUACUGUUAUGCCCAUCGGGCUGUCGGAUGGAUGGAAUCAAAUCCAAUUCAAUUUGGCCGAAUUCACUCGACGUGCUUACAAAAAGCAGUACGUUGAAGUUCAGAAACUAAAAGUUAAUGCGAACAUUCGACUUAGACGAAUAUACUUUACGGAGCGUCUUUUGCCAGAAGAUGAACUACCAAAUGAAUAUAAAUUAUUUUUUCCACUAUCAUCUAAAGCAGCAAAAGAUAAGAAAACGAUCCAAGCGACAGCUCAAUAUAAAGAAAAUAUUCAACCAUCUACAUCUCAAAAAUUGAUUGAAGAACCUAUGCUGCUAGAUGAAAAAGUUGAGAUGAAAUCUUCUAAAAUGUCUGUUCAUUCUAUGAAGAAACAGCCAUCUCAAGUAUAUAAGAAAGAAUCAAAAACCGAAGUAGAAUCAGUAAAAGAGAUUUUAGAAACAGCAAAAGAGAUUUCAGAAACGACUGAAGGACUAGAAGGUGAAGAGCGUGAAUUUACAAUCGAUGCUGAAGAAAAAAUUGAAGGACAAGAAGUAAAAGAAGAUAUUGCAGAAACAGAUGCUGCAGAAAUAAUUCCUACAGAAACAGCUGGAGUGGAAACAGAAAUAGCUGGUGCGGAAAUAACUCCUACAGAAAUAACUGGAGUGGAAACAGAAAUAGCUGGUGCAGAAAUACCCCCAGAACAAACUGAAGUAGCUCCAUCAGAAUCAGAUGCUGUAGAAACAGUUCCUACAGAGUCCAGUGCUACAGAAGUACCUGUAACCUAAACACCUGAAAUAGCAGAUGCUUAUUGCUAUUGAUAAAAUAAUUGAUUGCUUAAA
This is a messenger RNA of Maniola jurtina (meadow brown), 1224 nucleotides long. RefSeq names its product cilia- and flagella-associated protein 20-like. The record is from RefSeq and is a predicted model, not a curated record. The transcript has a single exon. The coding region runs from base 58 to 1170 and encodes 370 amino acids. Lineage: Eukaryota; Metazoa; Arthropoda; Insecta; Lepidoptera; Nymphalidae. Gene Ontology annotation, cellular component: ciliary basal body; motile cilium. Gene Ontology annotation, biological process: regulation of cilium beat frequency involved in ciliary motility; positive regulation of cell motility; cilium assembly.